AUGGGACCUAGAAACCAAACAGGUGUUUCAGAGUUUAUUCUCCUGGCACUGACAGAGGAUCCGGAACUGCGGUCCCUCCUCUUUAUCCUGUUUCUGUCCAUAUAUCUGCUCACAGUCCUGGGAAACCUGCUCAUCAUCCUGGCUGUCAGCUCUGACUCUCAACUUCACAACCCCAUGUACUUUUUUCUUUCCAAUCUCUCGUUUACUGACAUCUGUUUCAGCACCACCACGAUCCCAAAGAUGCUGGUGAACCUCCAAGGACAGAAUCAGAGCAUCACUUAUGCAGGAUGCCUCACUCAGGUCUGCUUUGUGCUGGUUUUUGGUAGUUUGGAAAGUUUUCUCCUUUCAGUAAUGGCCUAUGACCGCUAUGUGGCCAUUUGUCACCCACUGAGAUACACAGCUAUCAUAAAUCCCCGCCUCUGUGGCCUGCUGACUCUAGUCUCCUUGCUCAUUAGCAUUUCAGAUGCCCUGUUCCUCAGUCUGAUGUUGUUGCGAUUAUCCUUCUGCACAGAUCUGGAAAUUCCUUACUUCUUCUGUGAAUUUGUUCAGGUCAUCAAAGUUGCCUGUUUUGAAGCCCUCAUCAAUAACAUCAUCUUAUAUUUUGCAGCUAGCAUACUGGGUGCUCUUCCUUUCUCUGGAAUCAUUUUCUCUUAUACUCAAAUUGUCUCUUCCAUUUUGAGAAUACCUUCAGCAGGUGGAAAGUAUAAAGCUUUUUCUACCUGUGGGUCUCACCUUUCAGUUGUUUCCUUAUUCUACGUGUCAGCUUUUGGCACAACAUUUACACACUCUUCUAGAAAGACUGCAGUAGCUUCAAUGCUGUACACUGUAGUUACUCCCAUGAUGAACCCCUUCAUCUACAGCCUGAGAAACAGGGACAUAAAGGGAGCCUUGGGGAACAUUAUCAGGUGCACACCUGCUUUUCAGUGA
Loxodonta africana (African savanna elephant) is the source of this 927-nucleotide messenger RNA. RefSeq names its product olfactory receptor 7G2-like. The coding region runs from base 1 to 927 and encodes 308 amino acids. NCBI's taxonomy places the organism in Eukaryota, Metazoa, Chordata, Mammalia, Proboscidea, Elephantidae. The transcript has a single exon. Gene Ontology annotation, molecular function: olfactory receptor activity; G protein-coupled receptor activity. Gene Ontology annotation, cellular component: plasma membrane. The record is from RefSeq and is a predicted model, not a curated record. Gene Ontology annotation, biological process: G protein-coupled receptor signaling pathway.